AUGGACGUUGAAGCAGAGCUCGAGAGUCGAGUCGAUUUUGCUCGCGUUGGCCGAACGAAGCUUGAUCUGCCGCGCAAACUUCCGCUUGACGUCCUUGAACGCACCCCUCUCGAGGAGCGUCAGCGUGGUCCCAGUGCUGAUGAUUGCGAACCCAAACUUGUCGACGCGCGUCGGUGCUGCCCGCCCCACGGCGACCCCCACGAGCGGGACCCAAUAGAACGGGCCAGCCGACUCAUUCACGAAGAGUCGGGUCGUGGGGGCACCAGGAGGUGCCUGGGCGGCCCCGGUCCCCAACUCGAGCACGCCCUCCCCUGCGGAGCCUGCCGGCGGCAUGCAGUAGGAGAAUUUGGUCACGGUGAGUUGCGAGAUAAGAGAACGGUCUCGGUGGCAAGCUCCCCGUUGGACCAGCUGUUGUCAGAGUACGUCAAAUUGUACGUGCACUUGUUGUGCGGCCGUCUCUUGAUUGGGCAUUUCGAUGGACGGUUAGAUGAAUUUCGAGGGCACCGUUUCUUACACGACAUGCAUUGGAUCCACGUGAGGUCUGUGCCGGUGGAUAUAAUGGCCGAGACGCGUUGA
Striga asiatica is the source of this 576-nucleotide messenger RNA. The record is from the annotation of a GenBank genome assembly. NCBI's taxonomy places the organism in Eukaryota, Viridiplantae, Streptophyta, Magnoliopsida, Lamiales, Orobanchaceae.